Messenger RNA from Musca vetustissima, 1746 nucleotides. RefSeq names its product CCR4-NOT transcription complex subunit 6-like. Gene Ontology annotation, molecular function: poly(A)-specific ribonuclease activity. Lineage: Eukaryota; Metazoa; Arthropoda; Insecta; Diptera; Muscidae. Gene Ontology annotation, cellular component: CCR4-NOT complex; nucleus; cytoplasm. Gene Ontology annotation, biological process: nuclear-transcribed mRNA poly(A) tail shortening. The record is from RefSeq and is a predicted model, not a curated record. The transcript has 3 exons. The coding region runs from base 94 to 1170 and encodes 358 amino acids.
UAUUUUCUAGUUUCUGUAACACCACCACCUCAGAGGCCAUGGAUACCUUUGGCGAAACCCAACAAGUCCAGACCAGCAUGUCUCUUCACAGUCAUGUGUUACAAUGUGCUGUGUGACAAAUAUGCCACACGUCAAAUGUACGGCUAUUGUCCAUCGUGGGCUUUGAAUUGGGAAUAUCGCAAAAAGGCCAUACUCGAUGAGAUACGUCAUUAUUCGGCAGAUAUUAUUAGUUUGCAGGAAAUCGAAACGGAACAGUUCUAUAACUUUUUCCUGCCCGAGCUGAAGAAUGAUGGUUAUGAGGGCAUCUUCUCGCCAAAGUCCAGAGCCAAGACAAUGUCCGAAGUGGAACGUAAAUAUGUGGAUGGUUGCGCUAUAUUUUUUAGGACCUUAAAAUUCUCUCUCAUCAAAGAGCAUUUAAUUGAAUUCAAUCAAUUGGCCAUGGCUAAUGCUGAAGGUUCGGACAACAUGUUGAAUCGUGUUAUGCCUAAAGACAAUAUUGGUCUGGCCGCAUUGUUGAAGGUCAAGGAUAAUGCCUGGGAUCCCGAAUUGGAUGUAACCCAGACCUCGCAAGCACUGUUGGUGUGCACGGCCCACAUUCACUGGGAUCCCGAGUUCUGUGAUGUCAAACUGAUUCAAACGAUGAUGUUGAGCAAUGAAUUGAAAACGAUUAUUGACGAGGCCAGUCACAGUUUCCGACCUGGCCAUAAAAAUGAUUUGAACAGUGUACAGCUAUUGUUGUGUGGCGAUUUCAAUUCGCUGCCCGAUUCCGGUGUUGUGGAAUUUUUGAGUAAGGGCCGUGUCAAUAUGGAUCACAGCGAUUUCAAAGACAUGGGUUACAAGUCAUGUCUGCAACGUCUGCUCUCGAAUGACACCUCAGAAUUUACGCAUUCCUUUAAGUUGGCCUCGGCCUACAGUGAGGACAUAAUGCCGUAUACAAAUUACACCUUUGAUUUUAAGGGCAUUAUCGAUUAUAUUUUCUACACAAAGACAGGCAUGGUACCGUUGGGUCUACUGGGGCCCAUAUCGAAUGAUUGGCUGCGCGAAAAUAAAGUUGUUGGCUGUCCGCAUCCGCAUAUACCCUCCGAUCAUUUUCCACUGUUGGUGGAAUUGGAACUGAUGCAUACGGCAAGUCAACAGUUGCCACCAAAUGGUUUGAUUAGUCGGCGGUAGCAAUAAAACUUAUAUGGGAAGACAACGUUAACAGCCUUUAGUAAUAGUAGUAGCAAGAACAACAAAAACAACUACAGCAACAAUAUCAACAACAAGAAUAAUAAUACCAACAAUAACAACAACCACCAGAAUAGCAGGGAGUACAUUUUACAAAAACAACUAAUAAAACAAGAACAACAACAACAAACACAUAUAAUAGGAGAAUUACAACAAAAUGAUUCUGGUAAUCAAGUAAAAGCUGCCGUUGUCCAUUUUAUAGAAACUCAUAUCGUCGCCGUCGCCUUUAUCAUGUGCUUCGUUAACGAUGUUGUCGUUAUGCGAAGCAUCAUCGUCGUAUUCGUCGUCGUUGCCGUCGUCAACAACAUUAAGCAAACAAAAACAAAUACAACAAUAAUAAUAUUAAUUAUAUUAUUAAUAACAACCACCUUCAACACAAGGACCACAGGAACAAUCUUUAUAAAACUACAACAACAACAACUGAUGUCAUGAUCAUAAUGGAAGCCCACAACAAAAAACAAAAACAAAUAAACAUAAUUUAUUUUUUAAGUUUUAAAAAUUUAAUUAAUUAAAACAAAA